AUGCCCUCGACGUCGCUCGUCAAAACACCAGAGGCGCACUGUGGGGGAGUGUUGGUUGAAGUGGCAGUUACCGCACAGCCGGCGGCCAGCCCGGUCCUCUGCCUGCGGCGCGGGCGCAGCAAGUGUCAACAGCCGCCGUACACUGUGGCGGACCUCACGUACGACCACGUGACAGCUACAAGCCCGGCACCCGCAGCAAGGUCGCUGCCCCGUAACGUGUAUUAUCAGACGGCCCUGUCCCGCUGCACCGUGUGCCCAGCACUAUCAGCGACGCACCUCGGAGAAAGCUGUCCCGCCACAGGCCGCUCCACAAGUUCGUACACCCUCUGUCGACACUGCCACGUGCCCCGGGCGGGAAGCAACACGCGCCAGCAGCAACGCACAGGUCUCACACUGCAGGAAGUUGCAGACUGGCUGGCUGAAGCAGGACUGGUCCAGUGGCAGCACAGUUCCCGUCAAACGGGGCCCUUCCAGCAGCGACGCAGGAUGCGCCCGCUGUGCCUUCUGCCGCCACUGCAGCUGCUGCUGAUAAUGGCGGGCGUCAGCGCUCAAGACUGCAGACCACCAGGACACUGGUGUGCUGAUGAUUACGCCUGCUGUGAUGGUUGCUGCCUCUCAGGAGUAUGUGAGUACACAAGGGCACCUUGCUACAUUGAUCGAGAUGAUAUGUGUCUGAGUCAUUACUGUCCUGGUGGUUUCGAGUGCUACCUGUACCAACCACACGUAUCAGUGGCACCAUAUCCAGAUUGUCGACCAGUUAAAAACUAAAGAAAGUUUGAUAGAAUGUUGAUCUGCAGUGAGUUUCUUGAAUGUGUUUCAACAAUGAUAUCAGAUAAUUCACUUUUAAAAAGUGAUUCAAAUUCAAUAAACAUUACUCAUAUCAUAAGAUGUCAUUUUUAAAUAAAUCACUUCUCGUGCAAUCAAUUGACUGUAACAACAGUUAGUGCCAUUAAGAAGGUAAAAAAUGGAAAAUAUUGAACAGAUACUAAACAUGUACAAUCUACCUCCAAGGAAUAUAAGCAGAAAAAUAGUGAUUAAUGCUAAGGUGGUAAAUAGUACUUUUGCUUAUCCUGUGUGGAUGAAGAACCUGUGAGAACGAAACCCUAUGAUAUAAUAAAUGUUAUUUUCGCAUUUAAAUGUCUACUUAAUACUAAAACUAAACAUGUAAUAGGACAGAUAUGUUGAUGAAAUGUUUGUG
Molecule: messenger RNA, 1198 nt
Organism: Schistocerca piceifrons (Central American locust)
Lineage: Eukaryota; Metazoa; Arthropoda; Insecta; Orthoptera; Acrididae
Exons: 6
Coding region: 1-768 (255 amino acids)
Source: RefSeq, a predicted model, not a curated record